AGUUAAUAAAAUUAUAUUUGGAAACCUUAUAAUAUGGUCCCAAUUAAGAGCCUAAAAGGUUAACACUUUUCAAACCACAAUAUUAUUCCUUAAUCAAACAUUUAUUCAAACCAUAAAACCAAACUCACUCACUCUCUCCUUCACCAAUUUUCGCUAUUUUUUCUCUCUCUUCAUUCUCCAUCAAUGGGGAAGAGAAAAAUAACAAAUCUAAGAGAACUCAUAGGUGCCAUUAAAGACAAAGCUUCACAAUCCAAAGCAACUUUACUAUCUAAACCAACUAAUCUCUCCCUCCACCUUGCUGUCUUGCGCGCCACCACUCACGCGCCGUCAUCGCCGCCUGAAGACCACCAUAUCUCCACCUUACUCACCCGCGGUGACAGCUCACGCGCCACCGCUUCUGCGUUAAUCAUCAUCCUCAUGAACCGGCUUAAUCAAACCGGAGAUUCCAUCGUUGCUCUAAAAUGCCUUAUAGUUAUUCAUGAGAUUAUUAAACGUGGACCGUUUAUUUUGCAAGAUCAGUUAUCAAUUUUUCCGGCUACCGGUGGCCGGAAUUACCUUAAACUUUCCGACUUCAAUGACUUUUCCACCACAACGACCUUCACGUUAUCUUCAUGGGUUAGGUUUUACAGCAGAUAUGUAGAAACCCUGCUUUGUACUUCCAGGGUUUUGGGCUACUUCCUCUCCUCCUGCUGCUCGUGCAGCGGGGAUCGGAAGGACGGCCAGGAAGAGAGGAUCUCAUCUAUGCUAAAUCAAAUUUUAAUAAGAGACCUCGACUCCUUGGUUCAGCUUGUGGAAGAACUGGUCAAGCUGCCGGACACGCUUCUGCUCGAGGGCAACAGGCUGCUCUACGAAGUUCUUGGAUUGCUGGGGAGCGAUUACUUGUCAACGGUGAACGAGUUGCUGCUACGACUCAGUGAGUUCAAGGAACGACUCGGUUGUUUGAGUUUUGGUGACUCGGUCGAAUUGAGUUAUAUAUUGAAGAGAUUAAAUGAAUGUAGAGAGAGAUUAUCGAUUUUAUUUUCAAUUAAAAAGCCUUCGAUCGAGUUAUUAUGGAGUUCGGUAUCUGAGUUGAGCUCAAAAAUUGAUGAUUUGAAGGUCGAAAAAGCAGGACGUAAGUUAUUAACUUUGGGUAAAUCGAGCGAGUCAGCUCGGUUUGGUAAUAGAGUUAUGAAAUUUGGUGACUCGAUUCAAUUCUCUUCAGGAAGGUAUGAAAUGAAUAAUUUACCUCUUAUGGUUGUUGAAAGAAGAAAUCGGAGAAAUUGAAGUCCAAUAAAUUGGAGAAUUUUAGAGGGAACAAAAAAAACAAGAUUUUUUUUUCUUUAAUUUUCAACAAUAUUGAUUUUCUUUUUUGCUAUAUCUUCCCAACAAUUUAUUAGGAAGUGUUAUAUUUUCUUGGGUUAAAUUUGAUGUGAUACAUACCCCAAACAUUUUUGUACAUAUAUAUGGUACAUGCAUUCUAAUUUUGGAUUUUGAUUGUAUUCCAAGUUACCCUACUACAUUGUUUAGUUUACAUCUACUUGUCAAUAAGUUUUCUUCAAAUGCUUGUUGGUGCUUUGUAUUAUUAGGUCAAAAAGCAGUAAAGGUUUAUUUGGAUACUUUUAUUUAA
This is a messenger RNA of Capsicum annuum, 1606 nucleotides long. Its product is annotated as putative clathrin assembly protein At4g40080. The transcript has a single exon. Gene Ontology annotation, cellular component: clathrin-coated vesicle; clathrin-coated pit. Gene Ontology annotation, molecular function: 1-phosphatidylinositol binding; SNARE binding; phosphatidylinositol-4,5-bisphosphate binding. Gene Ontology annotation, biological process: clathrin-dependent endocytosis; clathrin coat assembly; vesicle budding from membrane. Bases 184 to 1263 code for a protein of 359 amino acids. The record is from RefSeq and is a predicted model, not a curated record. Lineage: Eukaryota; Viridiplantae; Streptophyta; Magnoliopsida; Solanales; Solanaceae.